CCGCUUGACCUGAUUGUUUCCUUUGCCUGUCAACAUCAAUAAAGUCCUGUGUCUGCGAUACACAACUGGUUCCUCCGUCCCCUUCGUGACAUCAGGCGUGGUCAUUUAAGACCUCUAGCCUUCUCAGUUGUAUUUGGAAGGCUUGAUCUCCGUGCACCUUUGCUUGUCACAGCCUGCAAUCAACCUAAAGCCCUUACCUGUUCUUCACUCUCACUGCUUACAUCAGGUGGCGAGAGUUGACUGUUGGGAGCAUGACAAGGAUUGGGUAUAAAUACAAGCCACAAAAGUAAAGACAACAUCAAUUCCAGAAUAUGGAGCUUUGUCUCCCGGUAACAGAUGCCUCAAACUGUGAAAGACAAACACAUACAGCAGUGUGUUUAGGCCUAUAGCUCCAGGGUUUCCCUUGUGCCCCCAUGCAGUGAGGAGCCCCAGGGGACUGACGCCAGCUGAGAUUGAAAAACAAGGCUUAAGUCAUGGCAUUGGAAUUCUUGGAGACAGAUGGCCCUCGAUCAUCCAUGCCGGAUGAGCUCCAUCAUCCCUUCUCCAAGUACACUCAGUGGAAGUUUAAACUGUUUAGAGUGAAAUCUUUGGAGAAGGCGCCUGUGUCCGUGGAGACACCGCUUGAGAAGGAAACAGCGUCAGGCAUAUCUGACCCAAACCUGUGUUCAGCUCCAAAUAAAGAGUUAGAUAACAAUAACAGUACAGGUAGUCCUAUGACAUUGUGCCUUCAUGUGAAAAGUAAAGACAUCGUUGAACCACCUGAUCAGAGCAUGGAUAUAAAGGCAACAGAAAUUGACAAACAUAUAAACCAUCUCAGAUGUCUUUGUCGUCUUUGUGGAAUCCUGCUGAGGAAAAUACCUGGCCCAAUCCACGAUGUUCAUGCAGUUUUGGAUAAUGAAAGCAAGAAUUCCCUCCGAAAAAUGGGUUGUACAUCAACAAAAUGGCCGGAAGUCAUCCGUAAAGUUUUUCAAGUGGAUGUGUCACAAGAUAUGGAAUCUGUCCACCCGCUUUCCUUUUGCCAUCGUUGCUGGAUGACUGCCAUACGGGGAGGAGGCAUUUGCAAUUUUUCAGGGAAAAAAGUCCAUGAGUGGAAACCUCAUGGUGCCCUCUGCCCCUUAUGCUCACCCAAAAAACAAUUAUUCCACAAGAUUGGCAGAAAGAGGAGAAUCACCACCCCCAGAGCCCAAAGUUUAGUAAAAAGAACCAGAUUGGACCAAAAAUACAAUACUGUCAAUAAUGAAAGUCAAAGUCCAAGACCAUUUGGGGACCAUCUUCAUGGCCCUGUUGUUAAGAUAUGGAAUCCAAGUGUCCAUAGAGAAUACUGGGUGAGGACCAUCACACACUGUCAAAAAGAACACCUGAGUAGCACGCUUGUGUGUGAGAAUUUCCCUGUUGACUUCCUCUGUUCUUUCACUUGCAUGGUUUGUGACCAUCUGCUCUCAGACCCAGUUCAAGCCUCCUGCGGGCACCUCUUCUGCCACAACUGCAUUAUGAAAUACAAACACUUUAUAGGGCCUCAUUGUCCUGCCUGCAACUUACCCUGUUCCAGCAAUGACCUCAUUCCUCCUGCCAAAACUUUUUUGUUAGUCCUGCAUUCUCUGCUUUUGCGCUGCCCAAGAGAUGGCUGUGGUCAGCAUGUAAGAUUAAACUCAUUUAAAGCUCACUGUAUGAGUCACGAUGCGGAAGAGCAGGAUGCAAGACAGCAAUCGUCCCGUCUUGACAACUACCUGAUAACCAAUAAAGGAGGAAGGCCCCGCCAACACUUGCUAUCCCUCACGCGUCGUGCCCAGAAGCAUCGACUGAGGGAGUUGAAGAACCAGGUGAAGGCGUUUGCAGAUAAAGAGGAAGGUGGAGACUUAAAAUCUGUGUGUCUGACACUGUAUCUGCUGGCAUUGAGAUCUGCAAAUGAACACCGGAUGGCAGAUGAGCUGGAGGUCACAAUGCAGGGCAGAGGCUUUGCUUUGCAUCCUGCUGUGUGUUUGGCCAUUCGGGUCAACACUUUCCUGAGCUGCAGCCAGUAUCACAAAGUUUACCGGACUGUCAAAGCCACCAGUGGCCGCCAGAUUUUUCAGCCUUUACAUGCUCUCCGAGCUGCAGAGAAAGAGCUGCUCCCUGGAUUUCACCAGUUUGAAUGGCAGCCAGCUCUCAAGAAUGUGUCUACAUCUUGUAAUGUUGGCAUCAUCAAUGGGCUCUCUGGAUGGGCCUCCUCUGUGGAUGACUCACCAACUGACACAAUCACACGCCGAUUCCGCUAUGAUGUGGCUCUGGUGUCAGCAAUAAAGGAUCUGGAGGAGGACAUUGUGGAGGGGCUGAGAGAAAGGGGGGUUGAAGACAGUGCCUGUACCCUAGGCUUCAGCGUUAUGAUCAAAGAAUCAUGUGACGGCAUGGGAGAUGUUGGUGAAAAGCAUGGAGGAGGACCAGUUGUUCCUGAGAAAGCAGUUCGCUUCUCUUUCACCGUUAUGUCUAUUUCUGUGUUGCUUAGUAAAGAUGAUGAGGUUACAAUUUUCACAGAGUCAAAGCCAAACUCAGAAUUGUCCUGUAAGCCCCUCUGCCUGAUGUUUGUGGAUGAAGCGGACCACGAGACACUCACAGCUGUCCUGGCGCCCUUGGUUGCAGAGCGCAAUGCAAUGAAAAAGAGUAGGCUCAUAUUGUCCGUAGCUGGGCUCCCUCGAUCUUUCCGCUUCCAGUUCAGAGGAUCAGGAUAUGAUGAAAAGAUGGUACGUGAAUUAGAGGGUUUAGAAGCCUCUGGAUCCACUUAUGUCUGCACACUGUGUGACUCCAGUCGAGCGGAGGCCUCAAAAAAUAUUGUGCUCCACUCCAUCACUCGCAGCCAUGAGGAGAAUCUGGCACGUUAUGAGAUCUGGCGAACCAACCCAUUUUCCGAACCUAUAGAGGAACUGCGGGAUAGGGUCAAAGGGGUCUCUGCCAAGCCCUUCAUGGAGACCCAAUCCACACUGGAUGCUUUACACUGUGACAUUGGCAAUGCCACCGAGUUCUACAAAAUUUUCCAGGAUGAAAUAGGGGAGGUUUACAAAAAGGAAAAUCCCAGCCGUGAGGAGCGGCGCAGCUGGCGGGCAGCCCUGGAUAAAGAACUGAGGCAGAAGCUGAAGCUCAAACCUGUGAUGAGGAUGAAUGGCAACUAUGCCCGCAAGCUAAUGACCCUUGAGGCUGUGCAAGUGGUGUGUGGGCUGGUUCCCUCAGAGGAGAGGAGGGAGGCCCUUAGGGAGCUGAUGAGGCUGUACCUCCAGAUGAAGCCUGUAUGGCGCUCCACCUGCCCAGACAAGGAAUGUCCUGAUCAGCUCUGCCGCUACACUUUUAACUCCCAGAGUUUUGCUGACCUAAUUUCCACUACCUUCAAAUACAGGUAUAAUGGUAAAAUAACCAAUUACCUGCACAAAACCCUGGCCCAUGUCCCUGAAAUAAUAGAGAGAGAUGGAUCUAUUGGUGCUUGGGCUAGUGAGGGAAAUGAGUCUGCAAACAAACUGUUCAGGCGCUUCCGUAAGAUGAAUGCACGUCAGUCAAAAGCAUUUGAGCUUGAGGAUGUUUUGAAACAUCACUGGCUCUACACAUCAAAGUACUUGCAGAAGUUUAUGGAGGUCCACAAGGACUCCGCAAAAGUCCUGCAAGGAACCAGUGACCCAGUCGAAAUCCAGGACAUUGAGAGUAUGUACUAGGGGGUCAUUAAUUGUUGAUUUUUCUUUUUUAUUUGAUGUAACAUUCAAAGCUAUUAAGCUGUAUACUAGAACAAACAGCAGACAAAGAAUGGAAUGAUUUUAUGAUUAAUUUGUUUUUAUGUUGUCAUACUGACAAAACAUAGUCAUGUAAAACACUUUUUCAGGGCUUUGCCAAGUGCAAAUUAGCAUUUAUUAAUUAAUUUAUUUAUUUUUAUUAAUGUUGCACCUCACAGAGAAACAAUGUUUUCAAUAAAUGUUUGGAUGGUUGCUCUGUUGGGAGUGAACGGACAUGCUGACGGUAACACAUUCUAAUUUAGUGACAAGAAAGUUAUUUUUUUCCCCCCAUCCUAUGCAUGAAGUAUGGCUCAUUUUAUUGUAUUGCAAGAAUGUGACAUCUUUAUGGAUUUGCUGAAUGGAAAUUUAUGGAAGCAGAUGAAAAUGGUAUCAGUCAUAGUGGGGAAAAUGUGUUAAGAUGACCGUAUUUGUAGCUAUGAUAUUUUUUACGUCAUUUUCAAUGAGGAAAAAUGCAAUCAUGGAGACUUUAAUGUUAUUUGUUUCAUGAAUGCCCUCUGCAAAUGAUUAAUUUAUUGCUUUAUCCUGGCAUCCCUUGGGGCUGAAUAUAUGCCAGGCCACUUUCAACUGGUUUUGAUCUUUUUUAUUUUGUGCGCAUUAAAUGAUACAUCAUGCUCUUUUGACAUCUUCACAUAAAAUAAAGUAUAUACUGGCCUUUUUCAUAAAUCAUGAAAAGCCAGUUUGAACCCAUCCAGCAGUCUUGAGGAGGGAAUUUUCUUUAGCUUGGUAUAAAAAUGUGCAGCUUCCCCCUUUUGACAUUUCUUCAUCACAAUGGCUUAAGAUCUAGCAGGGACAGAAGCAUGUUGUAUAAACUGAGUUUGCUGGCAACUUUAUUUGUUUGAUUGAUUGCAUUGUCGUUUCCUGCCCCUGACAUUUGGGGGUGCGACAAGCAAUUUUGUUUUCUUAUUUUAUUGGAUGUUUGAUUCCAUUUUACUGUCAUAAGCGCAACCAUACACCAGCGCACUUGUCACAGUCUUCAAAAGACAUCAUCGUUUAGAAUGCAUUUUAUGACGGCUUGUCUUGUAGUUUGUAUACAAAAAUAAAUUGCAUUUACAAGAAA
Messenger RNA from Corythoichthys intestinalis (scribbled pipefish), 4806 nucleotides. RefSeq names its product recombination activating 1 (gene rag1). The record is from RefSeq and is a predicted model, not a curated record. Gene Ontology annotation, biological process: adaptive immune response; pre-B cell allelic exclusion; V(D)J recombination. Gene Ontology annotation, cellular component: DNA recombinase complex; endodeoxyribonuclease complex; nucleus. The coding region runs from base 474 to 3674 and encodes 1066 amino acids. Gene Ontology annotation, molecular function: sequence-specific DNA binding; ubiquitin protein ligase activity; metal ion binding. NCBI's taxonomy places the organism in Eukaryota, Metazoa, Chordata, Actinopteri, Syngnathiformes, Syngnathidae. The transcript has 6 exons.